Larimichthys crocea (large yellow croaker) is the source of this 1802-nucleotide messenger RNA. It is a transcript of the gene clp1, whose product is annotated as cleavage factor polyribonucleotide kinase subunit 1. Lineage: Eukaryota; Metazoa; Chordata; Actinopteri; Sciaenidae. Gene Ontology annotation, cellular component: mRNA cleavage factor complex; nucleus. Gene Ontology annotation, biological process: mRNA 3'-end processing; tRNA splicing, via endonucleolytic cleavage and ligation. Gene Ontology annotation, molecular function: polynucleotide 5'-hydroxyl-kinase activity. The transcript is spliced from 6 exons. Bases 170 to 1495 code for a protein of 441 amino acids. The record is from RefSeq and is a predicted model, not a curated record.
GCGUCAUCAAAUCUUGAAUAUGAUUGGUCGCGUGAGGAUGUGACCUCAACAUCACGCGCCCAGCACCAACAGCAGCAGCGGUGCUUCGUGAGCUGGGAACUUUAUUUUCAUUCAACAAUAAAGCUCCAAGUCAGUCCGUGUUUGUAACACAGGCUUUCUCUUGUCAGUCAUGGCAACAGAGGGUGAAGUGAAGACGAGUGAAGAUGCUCCACCAACUGGGAAGGUCAGCACCAGGUUUGACCUGGAGAAGGAGACUGAGCUUAGGUUUGAGGUAGAGGCAGGGGAGGCAGCGGAGCAAGUUGAGCUGGAGCUUCUCACGGGAAUGGCUGAGGUGUUUGGCUCAGAGCUGAACCGCAACAAGAAGUACACAUUCGGACCAGGCUCCAAGAUCGCAGUUUUCACCUGGCAAGGCUGCAGUGUGAAUCUUUACGGGAAGCCGGAGGUGGCUUAUGUGUCCAAGGAUACACCCAUGCUGCUCUACCUGAACACACACGCUGCCCUGGAACAGAUGAGAAAACAAGCAGAGCGGGACAAUGAGAGGGGGCCCAGAGUGAUGGUGGUGGGACCUACAGAUGUGGGGAAGUCAACAGUGUGCCGGCUACUAUUAAGCUAUGCUGUAAGGGUGGGCCGGAGGCCAACACUGGUUGAAUUAGAUGUUGGACAGAGUGGGGUGUCUGUACCAGGGACAGUGUCGGCACUGUGCAUUGAGCGUCCAGCAGACGUGGAGGAGGGUUUCUCAGUCCAGGCUCCUUUGGUCUACCACUUUGGCUCUACCACCCCAGGAACCAACAUUAAACUUUACAAUAAGUUGACCUCACGUCUGGCCGAGGUAUUUUCCCAGCGCUGUGAGGUGAACAGGAAGGCGAGUGUGGGUGGCUGUAUCAUCAACACCUGUGGCUGGGUGAAGGGCUCUGGUUACCAGGCUCUGGUCCAUUGUGCCUCAGCCUUUGAGGUUGACGUGGUGCUGGUGCUGGACCAUGAGAGGCUCUACAACGAGCUCAAGCGAGACCUCCCUCACUUUGUGCGGGUGGUGCUCCUACCCAAGUCUGGAGGUGUGGUGGAGCGCUCCAAAGAGUGUCGGCGUGAUGCUCGGGAUGAGAAGAUCCGCGAGUACUUUUACGGCUUCCGCGGAGUGUCCUUCUACCCUUUUUCCUUUGAAGUGCGUUUCUCAGACGUCCGCAUUUACAAGAUCGGGGCACCAUCCAUCCCAGACUCGUGUUUGCCGCUUGGAAUGUCUCAAGAUGACACACAGUUAAAGAUGGUGCCUGUGACACCAGGGAGAGACCUCACAUAUCACGUGCUGAGCGUGAGCAGUGCCGAGGACGGAGAGGAAGGUGCUAGAAAGGAUAUAGUGGAAAGUCCUGUGUGUGGCUUUAUUGUGGUGACUAAUGUGGACACACAAACACAGGUGAUGAAGGUGCUGUCCCCAUCACCCAGACCGCUGCCCAGACACACUCUGCUUAUCAUGGACAUCCGCUUCAUGGACAUGAAAUGAAGUAACACUUCAGGGAAGAGGACUCGUUUACAAAAGAAGUGCGGAUCAGGGAGGAGUUCUGUUGAGGUUUUGUACCAGAGGAGCUGGAUUUUGUUUCCCAGUUGUCUUUAUGUACUUACGGACUAUGGGGUGGUGGGGGAGACAAAAAGAUUUCAGUACUGAAAAUAAAAGCUUCUGUAAAUUAUAUUGCAUUUAUAGUCUGUACACACUGUACAGAUGUUUGGCAAUCUGUGGCAGGAAAUGUUUUAGUGGUGAAGGAAUUAUUUUUGUAAUUGUUUUAUAAACAAUGUUUUUUUCUCUUGAUAUA